AUGCAAGUAGAGAAUAUCCCUUACCACCAAAUGGCUCGUGGCCUCCUUUUCUUCCUCUUAUUGUCCUCCAUUAUGUCCACAAAUUAUGCAUGCAAUGAAACUCAACGUAGCUCUCUCUUGUCCUUAGCUCUCACACUGUCUUCUCCUUCUUUGAACUGGACUUCCAUUGAUUGUUGCCAUUGGGAGGGCAUCACCUGUGAUCACAACGGUUGGGUCACAGAUUUGGACUUGCCCUCCAGAUCAGGGCUCAAUCUCAAAGGAGGUAUUUUUCCCUCACUCGAAAAUCUCACGCAUCUCUCUCUUUUGAACCUCUCUCACAAUUCACUCUACGGUUCACUUGAACCCCGUUUCUUCUUGUCCUUAAAUUGUCUUGAGAUCCUUGAUUUGAGCUAUAACCGUCUGUUUGGAGAGCUACCACUUUUCAUUCCACCCAGCACUCGCAUGGUGGACUUGUCCAACAAUAACUUCCAUGGUGCGAUUCCAUCGUCAUUUUUCCGACGAGCUAGGAAUUUGACUAGUUUCAAUGUCAGGAACAACACCUUCUCAGGUUCUAUCCCAUCCUCUAUAUGUCUUCAUUCUUCUCCCCUGAUUAGGCUGUUGGAUUUUUCCAUCAAUAAAUUCAGCAGCAAUAUUUCUGGUGGACUAGGGAAGUGUUUGAAACUACAGGUUUUUCGUGCUGGUUACAAUAGGCUCUCUGGACCACUUCCAGAAGAUAUCUAUAAUGCUACCACACUUGAAGAAAUCUCGUUACCUAGCAAUGCGCUUCAUGGAGACAUUAGUGAUGAAAUUGUCAACCUCACCAACCUCACAAUCCUUGAACUACAUGUUAAUCAAUUCAGUGGCAUGCUCCCGAUGAAUAUGGGCAAGCUCUCCAAAUUGAAACUCAUUCUUCUUCAUUUCAACAAUCUAACUGGUUCUCUGCCCCCGUCUUUGCUGAAUUGCACAAACCUUAGGGAAUUGAACCUCGGAUUCAACCAUUUUGUAGGAAAGCUCUCCAUGCUUGAUUUCUCCAAACUUAGUCGCCUUACUAAACUUGACUUUAUGAGUAAUCAAUUCACUGGUGUCUUCCCAAUUAGCCUUUACUCAUGCAAGUCCCUGAAAGCACUUCGGCUGAGCUUAAAUGACUUAGACGGACAAAUACAGCCUGAGAUUCUUUCACUGAAAUCUUUGUCCUUCCUCUCGCUUUCUGCAAGCAGAUUGUCCAAUAUCACAAGGGUACUUAAUAUACUGAUGGGCUGCAAAAGUCUGAAGGUUCUCAUCCUUUCAAACAAUUUUAUAGGUGAAGAAAUGCCAAAUGGUGAUGGCAUCGUUGGUGUUGAUGGAUUCCAAAAUCUUCGUAUUUUGUCUUUCCGUGGUUGUCAGCUCACUGGUCACUUACCUGUAUGGUUAUCCAAAAUAAAAAAGCUAGAGGUCUUGGAUUUGUCCUCUAAUAGAUUCACAGGCUCAGUUCCAACAUGGUUGGGGAAUUUUCCAAGCCUCUUUCACAUAAACUUGGGCAACAACCGAAUUUCAGGUGAGCUUCCAAAGCAACUUUGCAAAUUUCCAAUGUUGGUGUCUGAACAAACUGCAGCUCAAGUAGAUCAUACUUAUCUCCAAUUGCCUUUCUUCGUCAAACCAGCAAGUGGUGCAGACUUUUUGCAGUACAGUUCCCUUUCUUUCUUUCCACCAGCUAUACACCUACACAAAAAUAGCAUCAAUGGGAUUAUACCAACUGAGAUCAGCCAAUUGGUCCUUCUUCGUACAUUAAAUCUUGACGACAACAAUUUCUCUGGAAACAUUCCCGACAAAAUAUCCAACCUGAAAAAGUUGGAGACAUUGGAUCUUUCAAUGAACCACUUGUCUGGAGAAAUCCCACCAUCAUUGACGAGCCUUAAUUUCUUGUCCUUUUUGAAUGUCUCGUACAAUAAUCUCGAAGGGCCAAUACCAAAAAGCACUCAGCUCCAAGGCUUUGACGUCUCUGCAUUUGAAGGGAAUCCGAAACUUUGUGGUGCCCCUCUUCGGAAUGAGUGUCCUCUAAUGCACCGUAAUAGCCAAGAUAUGGAGAAUGAGCCCCAACUUUUGUGGGUUCAUACUUCGGUUGUGAUUGGCUUCAUCGUAGGACUUGGUGGAUUUUGUGGUCCUUUAAUGCUAAAAAAGACAUGGAGAGAUGCAUAUUUCCAAUUCCUAAACAAUGUACAAGAUAGGCUCUGUGCGAUAAGAAAAGUGCGUGCAUGA
Prunus armeniaca (apricot) is the source of this 2214-nucleotide messenger RNA. NCBI's taxonomy places the organism in Eukaryota, Viridiplantae, Streptophyta, Magnoliopsida, Rosales, Rosaceae. The record is from the annotation of a GenBank genome assembly.